AAACUUUCCCAUUUGCAUACAUGAGCAUUGAUUAUAUUUUCUUUUUUUCAGGUUACAGUAUGAAAACUAGUGGAAUUGUUGGAUCUUCAAAUAUUAGUAGAACCUGUGAAACUGGCAUAUCUGAUGUAGAGGAUGGAGUUGCACAUAUUCAUGAGUUGAUAUUUUCAAUUUCUAUCAUGGAUAUGUCGCUGGCUACCGCUGGCCUUGAUUGGGCACGCAGUGUGGACGCAGCCAUGGACCAACGCAGCCAAGCUUACCAGGCUGGGCCAGCGACUCGACCAAUAUGUGGAAGCAGGACUGAAAUUUUUAAACAGGUGCGUUUGGAAUGUGUGGUGAGUUUAUUGAAGGCAGCUGUGGCUCCACUCAGCUCAUUCAUAAUGGAGGCACUUGCUCUGAAUCACCCUUUAACGGCCGCCAUUCGCCAACAACUGCAACUGGUUCCAAGCAAAAUGGUGCUAAAAAAUAUCAAUUCAAUGAAACCUACAACACCGUUCAUGAUGUGGAGGACACGAUGAGGAAAAGCCGGCCGGGGAUUGAGACCUAGAGGCUGUCGAAGAGGCUGUUGAAGAGGCUGUCGAGGAGGCUGUUGAAGAGGCUGUCGAGGAGGCUGUCGAAAAGGCUGUCGAAGAGGCGAGUGGAGAGGCUUUCUGAAGGAGGCUGAGGUUCUAAAUGAGCUGGAGCAAGUGAGUAAGUUUUACUGGAGCAAUUUAGUGAGAUGGAGUACUCAGAGAUUUGGGCACAGUCUUUAUUAUGAUUGAGUGAUUCAAUCAAUUCAUAAAUAUGAAAAUUUUGAUUUUUUAUGAGAAAGUGAAUUUUUAAAAUACAAUUAGGAAAAUUAAAUUUGGAAAAACAAAUUUGAAAAUUUUCAAAGGAAAAAAACAAAAAUAUUUCUAGGAGAAAAAGGUUUUGAUUUUGAAAUGUGGAACGGAAUCUAUUAAACUGUCAAAUGAGGAAUAGUUUCAAUUGAUUUGAAAUGAUAAUGAUGAUGAUUGAAAAAUAGAAAUACUGGUAAUAAUUAAUAAUGAUUGAAAAUUUUGUUCAUAAUUAUCAUACAGAAAUAGUAUUGCCUAAAUUAAAAAAAAUGGUCAAUUGUUUAAUAUUUUUUCAUUGAUUGAUGAUGCUUGAUUGACAGAGCUUAGUUGUGGAGAGGAUAUUCUUUCAAGUCAAUUAUUCCAAAAUCACUCUCUCAUUCCGCAUAAAAAUGAAUUUUCCAUUCUGCUUUAUUCCAACGAGAGUUCCAUUAAAGCUAUUAUAUAUUUUAAGAGUCCUAACACCAAAAUGAUGUCCUAGCCCAAUGCUUAGAUGAUGAACUAAUCAACAAAAAAUAUUUUUCAACCAAAAGAUGGUUCUGAAUAGAAAACUGUAGCAUUGAGAGAGAGAGAGAGAUUGAGAAACAGGAAGGGAUUUGAGCAUGAAUUAUGUUUAGAUUUAUACUAUUGCUAUUUCAAUAAUAUUAAAUAUUUAUUUGAAUAAUAUUGUUAUUUAUUAAUAAUUCAAUAACACUAAGCCUCUGCACUCAGGUUUUUUUCAAACCUUGCAGAGACUUGCUGUUUAAUAUAUUUAUAUUCAAUCCAAUUUGAUGGUAUUUCAUUCUUCAUGUUAUAUUGUA
Nilaparvata lugens (brown planthopper) is the source of this 1609-nucleotide messenger RNA. RefSeq lists its product as uncharacterized. NCBI's taxonomy places the organism in Eukaryota, Metazoa, Arthropoda, Insecta, Hemiptera, Delphacidae. Bases 21 to 515 code for a protein of 164 amino acids. The record is from RefSeq and is a predicted model, not a curated record. The transcript is spliced from 5 exons.